This is a messenger RNA of Lodderomyces jiufengensis, 741 nucleotides long. RefSeq lists its product as uncharacterized. The record is from RefSeq and is a predicted model, not a curated record. NCBI's taxonomy places the organism in Eukaryota, Fungi, Ascomycota, Pichiomycetes, Serinales, Debaryomycetaceae. The transcript has a single exon. Bases 1 to 741 code for a protein of 246 amino acids.
AUGAAAAAAACAAAUUAUACAGCAUCACAUUACAAAUCAGAUCACAUAAAUCUAGGAGAUCCAUUACCACUAACUUAUACUCCAACAAGAAAUCAAUCUACAAAUAAAUUUAAUAAAUCCAAAAUAAACAAUGAACCACUACAGCAACAACAAAGAUCCUAUAUGAAUCAGCCAAUUAGAAAAAUAUUACCUAUAUUAAAUAAUAUAAGUCAUUCUUCAUCUUCACAAAGUAAUGUACAACGACGAAAUAUAAGUCCUAGACCAAUUAUUCAAAAAUCACAACAACAAUCACAUCAAGACAACAAAAGUGUUGAGAGAAUCCAGAAUAAAUUAUCUAAACUACUUGAUCAUUUCAAUCAGUACUAUGAGACACUUGCACUAUUACAAGACACAACAAACAUAGAAUUAAUAGAGUUAAAAUUAAAUGAAAUUGAUCAGAUCUUGGUGGAAUUAGAUCUACUGGAUCAAGAACUCAAUAUAGAUAGUGAAAUCUUGAGGCUAUCAAAAGAAGGGAUAGAUGGUGAAGAUUCAAGUAAAAUAAACAAAUUAUUUCAAGACCUAGAUUUUGUGAAAACCAAGAUACAAGAGAAAAAUCAGUCCAGUCUACUAAAUCAAUUUACAAGUUUCAUACAGCACAAAAAAUAUUGGGUACUAAAUUUCACUUUGUUUUUAAUAGUUUUUUUCAUUACUUCAAUUUAUGCAUCUGAUUUUAAGUAUAAUUAUUGUUAUUAUUUUUGUUAA